UUAUAAUAAGAUCUAUCAUUUAUUAUUGCUCAACUUUACUAGUUCGAUAAACUUUGAUCUACUAUUUUGCUCUAAAAGUUAAACCGACUUUUUGAAAAUGGAUAAGUUUCGGAUUAUGGUCCAGUUUUUGCAAGCCAACCAAGAGUCGUUCAUGAAUGGCAUCUGUGGGAUCAUGGCUCUGGCAAGUGCUCAGAUGUAUUCCUCUUUUGAGUUCACCUGUCCUUGUCUUCCAGACUACAAUUAUGCGUAUGGAAUCGGUAUUCUAAUUGUUCCGCCAAUAUGGUUCUUUUUACUUGGAUAUGUACUCAACAACAAUAUAUCAGUGUUAACUGAAGAAUGGAAGAGACCGGUUGGUAAACGCAGGAAGGAUCCGGCGGUUUUGCGCUACAUGUUCAGCUCCAUGACGCAGCGCGCUCUCAUCGCUCCGGUAGUGUGGGUCGCCGUGACUUUAAUGGAUGGCAAGAGCUUUCUUUGUGCUUUCAGCGCCACCGCUGAUUUAUCCGAGUUCCUCAACGAGAGCUAUCCAAUCUUAUCCAAAAAGGAGCUUGUGAAAUUUCAAGCAAGGAUUCCAUGCGAAGACGUAUUUGAUGGACAUGAAAUUAUUUCCAUAGAUGCGGCCACUAGGUAUAUUCGCUGUUUUUCACAGGCCUGUGGAUGGAGCUUUUUAAUGGUAAUAACUAUAGUAGCCUUCUUGAUAAGGGCGAUAAGGCCUUGUUUUACCCAAGCCGCUUUUCUUAAAACCAAAUAUUGGUCGCAUUACAUUGAUACAGAGCGCAAACUAUUUGACGAAACGUGUAAAGAGCACGCCAAGGGCUUCGCUAAGGUCUGCAUACAGCAAUACUUCGAGAGCGUCAGUGGGGAAAUCGUUCCACAAUCCCAGUUACCCACAAAGAAAGGGAAAGGUAAAAAAGACGAUGAUGAUGGGGAAAAACAGAAGAGUGACGAGGAGAAGCUUCUUGGGAUCCGUAAAGAAGAAGAUAUGAAUAAAGUCCUUUGGAACUGGCAUCUUUGUAAACCCGCACUGAUGCUGACCAAGCGCCCUGAAGAUAUGAAUGGACAUGCGCACUUGGAUACACUCAGCCUCUCAAAAGAGUGCAACCAUCACACACCUGUGAAAACGACAGCUGUGGCUUACUACUCCAAAGUCUGACUUCGCCUGAAUCGAAUGAAGUGGUAUUGCAGUAAUCACUGUUAAGAUCUCGUUUCUAUUUAUUGCAUGCCCUUUCUUAUUGUAUAUCCGCCUGGGACUCAUAAGUCGCUAAUCAUAAGUUGUUUGUUAGGCCUACCAUGAAUACAUAAUAGGAUAUAAUGGGCUUUUAUGUGAUAAAAGCAACACGCAGGUGUGACAAUGACAAUAAUAAUAGCUAUGACGACGAUGUUAAUAAUGAAUGCCACUCUUUUUUUCUAUGUAACAAAUUAAGCUUUACUAAAAUUAAGGUAGGCUAUAGCUAAAUUUAAAUUAAGGAGGGGGCUGUUAAUGUCAUCAGUCAUAUCAAGGACAUAUCAGCAUGUGUUAACAUCACUCCGGAGGUAUUUUUUCAC
This is a messenger RNA of Carassius auratus (goldfish), 1542 nucleotides long. RefSeq names its product calcium homeostasis modulator protein 1-like. The record is from RefSeq and is a predicted model, not a curated record. The coding region runs from base 98 to 1150 and encodes 350 amino acids. Gene Ontology annotation, cellular component: plasma membrane. The transcript is spliced from 2 exons. NCBI's taxonomy places the organism in Eukaryota, Metazoa, Chordata, Actinopteri, Cypriniformes, Cyprinidae. Gene Ontology annotation, molecular function: monoatomic cation channel activity.